GAAAACGCAGAAUUUGCCUCUGCUGAAACAGCCAGUGCCGCUACCACGAGUCCUAAAUCCAUACACUUGUAAUCUUCUUCAGGCUACGGAUUUUGAAAUGUAUCGACGAGUGGCAUCAACAGUGCCAUCCGGAUCUAGAACGACAAAGAGACAGCAGAUGAGAUUUUGAACAUUGUGUCCUGUCCUCAUUCGAAAUCUGGAAGGACACUGACAAAGACUAACAGACAAUAUAUAGUUAGGAUUUGGUCGAGUGUUUGAAAGCAAAGCAAUCGAUCCCAUAUGAAUCUGUCAAACCCUCUUGGUAGCCAUGCCAUGUGAUGCAUGAUUAGGGAGGGUAGGGUGAAGAAGGCUUAUGUUGGCGCAAUUUAAGCAUCAGUCAAUUAAGUACAGUCCAAUUGACUUAAUAUUUCUCAAUGAUGCAGUGUGGUUUUGUAGUAAAAUCAUAAUUACACCCUGGCUGUAUGAUGGGGCUGGAAGGGGGCCCUGCCCUCAUCAUCCCCUUGGCCUUGUGCAAGAUCGAUCAUUAAUUGGUUUGUGUCUGAUCUGCUGAUCCCAUCUUGCCUUGCCUUUCGUUUCUCCCUCCAAUUUUGGUUUGUUUACCACAGGGACCAUUUCCAGCUAGCUACCUCGGCCUCUGGCUCAUCAGCUCAGUGCUGUUUCCAUUUCAAAUUUCUAUUGGGCAAGACAGAUUCUUGGACUUGACUACGACACUGUAUCAAGAAAAGACUGCUGUGAGUUCUGCAAGCACCUACAGGGGAAUUGGAGGAAACGUUUUGCCAGUGCUUUUGGUACAAUUUUUGAAUGUCAAGGACAUAGCUGGAUGUUAGAAUCAAGAAUACAGGAUUUUAUCUUCAUGAUGCAGACAUAAAAAAAAAAAGAAAGAAAGAAAAAAUACAGUGACAUUGACCAUGGAUCUCUCGAUGACUUUGACCUGUACCCAGGAUUUCUAUACUGCUAAGGACAUAUCAUAGAGCAUCAUCGUGUCUAAUUCUUCAGUUAGGUGAUAAUUUUGAAGCUCAGGAACCGAAAUAUAACAUUCUUACAAUCUCAGAUUCUUCAUAUUUCUGUUUCAAAAGAAGGCCAACUAAGAGGGAGGAUUAGGCAAAAAAAGAAGAAUGAUUACAAAUUGAAAGGCUCCAUAAAGCAAAACAAAAUAUAUGCAAAAAGGACCUUACUUUUACAGACACAGCAACAACGCAUGUCAUGAGUGUACUACUGCUCACCAAAGUAGAGCACAAGAGAAUGAUAUCAUAGCACCAUGCCAUAAAUAUCUCUAACCCCAUGCUUUGAAUAUACAUACAUACAUAUAAAUUAUAAUUGCACCCUCUAGAUAAGGUGAAAGCUAACCAUUGCACGCAUUGCCAUUCUUGGAUCCACAAAAACAUAAAGAUCCCAUCUUUCGAAUGUAGGUAGGUAUUCCUAGUACUAAUUUAAGUGCUGAGAUCGAUUAUCUAUCUGUCUAGACACCAGAAAAUAUCCCAUUUCCAGUCUCUCAAGACUGCAAAAUUUCUCUCUCCUCUAAAUGGGUGCAAAGUGCUCCAAGUUUAGCUUCUGCUGGUGGCAUUCUCAUCACCUCAAGCCUACAGCUCUUCAAUCCUCCGAUUUGGAGAAUGAGGAGAAAGAAAGUUUUCCAGGCUUCAAAGAGUUUAGGUGGGAGGAGCUGAAAGCUGCAACAAAUGGGUUCUGUUCGGACAACAUUGUCUCCGAGCAUGGAGAGAAAGCUCCUAAUGUUGUCUACAAAGGGUUUCUUGAGAAUGAAGGCUGGAUUGCUGUUAAGCGCUUCAACAAAUUUGCCUGGCCUGAUUCUCGCCAGUUUAUAGAUGAGGCUAAAGUUGUGGGGAGUCUAAGAAGUGAUCGGUUGGCGAAUCUGAUCGGUUGUUGCUUCGAGGGGGAGGAGCGGCUGCUCGUGGCAGAGUUCAUGCCGCAUGAGACUCUGGCCAAACAUUUAUUUCAUUGUGAGCCAUCAUUUCUAACUCGACGAUCAUGCAUGUUUUUUAUAACUUGUGUUUUGAUGUAUAUGCACGGCGGUGGUUGGAUAAUCGACACAGGGGAGAAUCAACCGAUGAAAUGGGCGAUGAGGCUGAGGGUGGCCUUGUACUUGGCUCAAGCUCUCGACUACUGCAGCAGCCGAGGCCGGGCAUUGUAUCACGACCUUAAUGCUUACAGAGUCUUGUUUGACAUGGAUUGCAACCCGAGGCUGUCCUGCUUUGGCCUCAUGAAGAAUAGCAGAGAUGGCAAAAGUUACAGCACAAAUCUAGCUUUCACUCCUCCAGAGUACUUGAGAACAGGGAGAGUAACUCCAGAAAGUGUAGUUUACAGCUUUGGAACGAUGCUGCUCGACCUUUUAAGUGGCAAGCAUAUACCUCCAAGCCAUGCGCUCGAUCUCAUCCGUGGAGAGAAUUUUCUGAUAUUGAUGGACUCCUGCUUGGAGAGUCAUUUUUCGAAUGAUGCCGGAACUGAAUUGGUGAAGCUGGCCACCCGGUGUUUGCAGUACGAGGGGCGAGAGAGGCCUAAUUUUAAGUCUCUGGUCACUUCUCUCAGGUCUCUUCAGAAAGAAACUGAGGUUUCUUCUCAUGUUUUGUUGGGAGUUGCCAAAGCAAAUACCAAUAGUAGCCAGCCAUUGCUGCUGACACCCAUGGGAGAAGCCUGCUUAAGAAUGGACCUCACUGCCAUUCAUGAAAUAUUGGAUAAGGCUGGGUACAAAGAUGAUGAAGGAAUUGCUAAUGAGAUGUGGACAAAUCAAAUGCAGGAGACCUUGAAUCUAAAGAAGCAAGGGGAUGGGGCGUUCCGGGAAAAGGAUUUCACAACGGCCAUUGAUUGCUACACACAGUUUAUUGAUGGAGGGACGAUGGUGUCGCCUACAGUGUAUGCUCGGCGGUGUCUAUGUUAUUUGAUGAGUGAGAUGCCUAAUCAAGCUCUAGGGGAUGCUAUGCAAGCAAUGGUUGUCUCACCAGACUGGCCAACUGCUUUUCAUCUUCAAGCAGCUUCACUACUUAAGCUUGGAAUGGAAAAUGAUGCCCAACAAUCACUUAAAGAGGCUACAAAACUGGAAGGCAAAAGAAGCAAAAAAUAAGAAUGUGUAGAUAUGUGCUUUUUACUGGUGUUUAGCCUUUGAAUCCUUUUUUUUUCCCUACCCUCUCUUUAAAUUAGAGUAUUCAUUUGAAAUGGAUUGCUAAUUUUGUGAGCUUCAACUUCUGUUCUUAAGUUUUAUUCGAUGUUAA
This is a messenger RNA of Andrographis paniculata, 3221 nucleotides long. RefSeq names its product serine/threonine-protein kinase BSK6-like. The record is from RefSeq and is a predicted model, not a curated record. Lineage: Eukaryota; Viridiplantae; Streptophyta; Magnoliopsida; Lamiales; Acanthaceae. Gene Ontology annotation, molecular function: protein kinase activity; protein binding; ATP binding. The transcript has 10 exons. Gene Ontology annotation, biological process: brassinosteroid mediated signaling pathway; protein phosphorylation. Bases 1523 to 3073 code for a protein of 516 amino acids.